AUGCCCGGCGAACUCCUCAGGACCGUCACCGCGAGCCUCUCGCGGCCCACCAAGCGGAAGAUGGAGCCCUCGGCGGACCUUUUCCUCAUCACCGACCAGGACGUCGCGUACGAGCAGGACAUCCAGCGCAACGCCGGCAGCGUGAAGCCCUGGCUCGACUACUACAGCUUCAAGAAGUCACGUGGGAGCAUCCUGGAGCAGGCCUUUGUGCUUGAGCGCGCCGUCACGACGCUUCCGCGCUCGUACAAGCUGUGGAAGCUGUACCUCGAGCUGCGCACCAAGCACCUCGCAAAGAAGAACCCGGCCAAGUUCGCGCCCCACUAUGUCAAGGUCAACGCCCUCUUCGAACGCGCCCUCGUCCUGCUCAACAAGAUGCCGCGCAUCUGGGAGAUGUACCUUAACUUCCUCAUGCAGCAGCCCCUCGUUACCACUACCCGCCGCACGUUUGACCGAGCCCUACGCGCCCUGCCUCUGACUCAGCACAACCGCAUAUGGGCCCUCUACCGACCGUUCGCGACGUCUGCGUCAGGCGAGACGGCCGUCAAGAUCUGGCGCCGCUACAUGCAAAUCCACCCCGAAGACGCCGAGGACUUCAUCGAGCUGUUGAAGGACAUGCGCAAGUACACCGAGGCCGUCAAGAAGUACAUGGAAAUUCUCAACAACCCGCGCUUCAAGAGCAAGGAGGCAAAGGGACCCUUCCAGUUCUGGACCGAGAUGAUCGAUCUGAUGAUUGACCACGCCAAGGAAAUCGACACCAGCGACGACAGCGGCAUCGACGUGGAGAAGAUCAUCCAGAGCGGCAUCUCCAAGUUCCCCGAUCAGCGAGGCAUACUCUGGGUCGGUCUGGCGCGGUACUGGAUGCACAGGGGCGAGUACGAGAAAGCCCGCGACGUCUUCGAGGAGGCUGUCACCACAGUCAUGACUGUGCGCGACUUCUCCAUCGUCUUUGACACGUACGUGGAGGCUGAGGAGGCCAUGAUUGGCAUCAAGCUCAAUGAGGCCGCUGUUCGGUCGGAGAAGGGCAAGAUCGACGAGGCUGCUGACGCGGACCUUGACAUCCGGAUGGUCCGCUUCGAAUCCCUCAUGCAAAGACGGCCCUUCCUGCUGAAUGAUGUCAUGCUUCGACAGAACCCGCACAACGUCAUCGAAUGGGAGAAGCGCGUCGCUCUUUGGGGUGACAACAAGAAAGAGGUGGUCCAGACCUACACCGACGCCAUUGCGGCAAUCAACCCCAAGAAGGCACUCGGCAAGUUUCACGAGCUCUGGGCCAACUAUGCCAAACUGUACGAAUCAGGCGGCGACCUCAAGAAUGCCCGUGUCAUCAUGGAGAAGGCUGUCAAGGUGCCCUUCAAGUCAGUCUCCGAGCUGGCUGAGAUGUGGUGCGAAUGGGCCGAGAUGGAGCUUCGCAACGAAAACUUCGACAAGGCCGUGGACAUCAUGGCCAAGGCUACGCAAGCCCCUAAGCGGUCGAAUGUCGACUACUUCGAUGAGUCGCUAUCACCACAACAGCGUGUACACAAGAGCUGGAAGUUGUGGAGCUUCUACGUCGAUCUUGUCGAAAGUGUCAGCACCCUGGAGGAGACAAAGAAGGUGUAUGAAAGAAUAUUCGAGCUUCGCAUCGCAACACCGCAAACCAUCGUCAACUACGCGAACCUGCUGGAAGAGAAUAAGUACUACGAAGACUGCUUCAAGGUCUACGAGCGCGGCCUCGACCUCUUCAGCUACCCCGUCGCUUUCGAGAUCUGGAACUUGUACCUCACCAAGGCCGUGGACCGUAAGAUUGGCAUGGAGCGAUUGCGUGACCUGUUCGAACAGGCUGUGGAGGACUGCCCGCCAAAGUUCGCCAAGGUACUGUACUUGAUGUAUGGUGCGCUUGAAGAAGAUCGCGGUCUAGCUAGACAUGCCAUGCGCAUCUACGAACGCGCCACACGCGCUGUAGCAGACGAGGACAGGCUGGAGAUGUUCAACUUCUACAUCACCAAGUCAGCUUCGAACUUUGGUCUCACCUCCACUCGACCAAUCUACGAGCGCGCAAUUGCCGCCCUACCCGACGGCGAAGCCAAGGAAAUGUGCCUCAAGUUUGCCGAGAUGGAACGUCGCUUGGGAGAAAUCGACCGAGCCCGAGCAAUCUAUGGCCAUGCCAGUCAGUUCUGCGACCCAAGAACAAGCCCCGAAUUCUGGAAGAAGUGGGAGUCAUUCGAAGUCCAGCAUGGCAACGAAGACACGUACAAGGAGAUGCUACGCAUCAAGCGCAGUGUCCAGGCUCAGUACAAUACCGACGUCAACUUCAUCGCCUCCCAGGCUGUCGCUCGUGGUCAACAGAACGGUACACCCGCCGACGAAGACGGCGACGCUACCGAUGCUGCUGGCGAGGAUGCAAUGGCCGCUCUCGAGCGUCAAGCACGCGCACCAGCUGGCUUCGUCGCCGCCAGUACCGGUCCUCAGGGUGGCAACAUCAAGCCUACCGAAGAGGCAGCCGCAAACCCCGAUGCGAUCGAUCUGGACGACGACGACCUAUGA
Molecule: messenger RNA, 2520 nt
Organism: Alternaria ethzedia
Lineage: Eukaryota; Fungi; Ascomycota; Dothideomycetes; Pleosporales; Pleosporaceae
Gene: SYF1
Product: pre-mRNA-splicing factor syf1
Exons: 1
Coding region: 1-2520 (839 amino acids)
Biological process (GO): generation of catalytic spliceosome for first transesterification step; mRNA splicing, via spliceosome
Cellular component (GO): Prp19 complex; U2-type catalytic step 2 spliceosome; post-mRNA release spliceosomal complex
Molecular function (GO): protein binding
Source: RefSeq, a predicted model, not a curated record